AUGGCUACCGAGGUCGAACACCCCGUGGGCCUCGUCCAGCAAGUCUCGACACCCGGCUCAUCAACCCCUCAAGAUGUCUCUCCCACAUCCGCCCACAAGAUGGACCAGACUCCCUCCCCCUCCACCUCCACCCACAAUGGACAGCCUCCCUCUUCGCAAUCAAGGCGCCCGCCGCGCAAGAGCACCCUGACCCAACAGCAAAAGAACCAGAAGAGACAGCGCGCCACUCAGGACCAGUUGACGACUCUGGAGGUGGAAUUCAACAAGAACCCAACCCCCACUGCCACCGUUCGUGAGCGGAUAGCAGAAGAGAUCAACAUGACCGAAAGGUCUGUUCAGAUCUGGUUCCAGAACAGACGCGCCAAGAUCAAGCUUUUGGCCAAGAAGAGCCUCGAGACCGGCGAAGACAUCGAUUCGAUCCCCGAAUCCAUGCGAGCCUACCUCGCUAUGCAGGCGAUGGAGUCCGGCAAGGGCCUCGGCGGCCCCUUCCUUGGCCGUACAGGUCUUCUCCCCUACGGCCACAACAACAUGCUUCUCGGCGGUGACCAGAACGGCCAGGGCAAAGUUUUGAUCCAUCAUCUCACCUGCCGCUCUCUGAGCAUCGGCAAGUGGACUCGCGUGGGACAGAACACGAUGGAUCUCAUCAUCUUCUACUCCCCUGACAAGUGCACCAUGACCUACUACAUCAACAACGAGCAGGCCGGCUACAAGAUCGAGUACCCCUUUGCUUACAUCAAGAAUAUCUUCCUUGAGAACCAGGAGGGUGACCCCAACAAGCCUGGUGGCAUCGUCAUCGAGCUGAACCGGGCUCCCAACUUCUUCAUGGACUCCUCCCCUCAAGCCAGCGGGUUCUUCCAGUGUGGCGACUUCACCGAGGACCAGCAGGCCUCGCACUGCUUGGUUCACCACCUCGGUGGCAACCCCAAGGUUCUCAGCGGCCAGUUGGCCAAGCUUGUCUCCUUGGAGGCCUUCAUGAACCGCAACAACCCGCACCCCUUCAUCGACCAGCAGCACGCCCUGUCCAUGUCCGCUCCUGUGUCGCCCAGCCGCCCUUCUUCUCAGCCCAACUUUGCCCAGCCGCACGUUGGUAUGUUCCAGGAGUCUUGGGGCAUCAACCACAUGCACCCUGGCAUGCGCGGACCUGGCCACAAGAGACAGCGCAGUCGCUCCGUGCCCAUGGCUGUCGAUUUCUCGAUGCUCCAAACUCCCAUGCCCUCCUUCUAUAUCCAACAGCCGGGUGAAAUGGCAGCUCCUCAGACGCCUGGUCCCAACAUCUACGCACCGAUUCCCCAGGCGCCCGGCGGACUCGGCCCCAACUUGAGAAUCGACACCCAAGCCGGAUUCGGUCUGGAUAUGCGCCAGUACCCGAUGUCUGCCACCACCGCCUCCCCUUCCGAGUUCCCGACGAGCCCCAACUUCUUCUCCCAGGGCCCUGAGCCGAGCCCUCUCCCGGCCGCUUCCAGCUACAACACGCCGUACGGCAGUGCCUUCCUCUCUCCCAUGGCACACCCGUCACCGAGCAUGAUCCCGCCCUCCGUGUCUCCCCUCUCAUUCGGCAGCCACCACGGAGAGCCGUCCAUUGUUGAGCAGUCGCCUCCGCUCUCCAUGCUUGGUAGAUCUGCAUCCGCCGAUAUCUACCAGCAGGGCGACAACGGAUCAUGUGCCGUAUCUGAUGAUGGUACCGGCCUGAAUGAGAUGUACUCCAAGCACACCAUUAACCUGCCGAUGCACCCUCACUCACCUGCGUAUGGUGAGCAAGGCCACAACGACCUCGACAUGAACCAACUGGUCCAGUUUGACCACGUUGACCCCAACUCAAUGUCUCCCGAGUCCAUGCACCAAACACCCCACUGA
This is a messenger RNA of Colletotrichum abscissum, 1854 nucleotides long. RefSeq names its product homeobox domain-containing protein. Gene Ontology annotation, molecular function: DNA-binding transcription factor activity, RNA polymerase II-specific; RNA polymerase II cis-regulatory region sequence-specific DNA binding. The record is from RefSeq and is a predicted model, not a curated record. The transcript has 3 exons. Bases 1 to 1854 code for a protein of 617 amino acids. Gene Ontology annotation, biological process: regulation of transcription by RNA polymerase II; cell differentiation. Lineage: Eukaryota; Fungi; Ascomycota; Sordariomycetes; Glomerellales; Glomerellaceae.